AUGGCUCCCAAGGGCACCAAGUACUCCGUCAUCCUCCCUACUUACAAUGAGCGGAGGAACCUCCCUAUCAUAUGCUGGCUCCUGGAGCGGACAUUUCGAGAGAACAACCUAGAUUGGGAGGUCAUCAUCGUCGACGACGGCUCCCCCGACGGCACCCUCGAGAUCGCCAAACAGCUCCAAAAUGUCUGGGGCGCCGAACACAUCGUCCUCAAGCCUCGUGCUGGUAAGCUCGGUCUUGGAACUGCAUAUGUUCACGGGCUGCAGUAUACCACCGGAAACUUCGUUAUAAUCAUGGACGCCGACUUCAGCCACCACCCCAAGUUCAUCCCCGAGAUGGUUCGCAUUCAAAAGGAGACAGACGCCGAUAUCGUCACCGGCACGCGCUACGCCUCCCGCGAUAACAUUCAGGGUGGUGUGUUUGGAUGGGAUUUAUUCCGGAAGUUCACCUCGCGGACGGCGAACUUGAUCGCGGACGUGAUGCUCAUGCCGGGUGUUAGUGAUUUGACGGGCAGCUUCCGGUUGUACAAGAAGAGCGUGUUGGACAAGGUGAUCCAUAGCACGCAGAGCAAAGGAUACAGUUUCCAGAUGGAGAUGAUGGUUAGGGCGAAGGCGAUGGGAUUCAAGGUUGCCGAGUGCCCGAUUACCUUCGUUGACCGACUGUACGGAGAGAGUAAGCUCGGAGGCUCCGAAAUUGUGGAAUAUCUGAAGGGAGUCUUCAACCUUUGGCUGAGGGUUUGA
Molecule: messenger RNA, 738 nt
Organism: Aspergillus puulaauensis
Lineage: Eukaryota; Fungi; Ascomycota; Eurotiomycetes; Eurotiales; Aspergillaceae
Gene: DPM1
Product: dolichyl-phosphate beta-D-mannosyltransferase
Exons: 2
Coding region: 1-738 (245 amino acids)
Biological process (GO): protein O-linked glycosylation via mannose; GPI anchor biosynthetic process
Cellular component (GO): endoplasmic reticulum membrane
Molecular function (GO): dolichyl-phosphate beta-D-mannosyltransferase activity
Source: RefSeq, a predicted model, not a curated record